UUCUGUUCUGUUCUGUUCUGUUCUGUUCUAGUCUAGUCACCAAGGUGGCACAGUGGUUAGAGUGCACUACUGCAGGCUACUUCAGCUGACUUCUAGCUGCAGUUCGGCAGUUCAAGUCCCACCAGGCUCAAGGUUGACUCAGUCUUCUGUCCUUCCAAGACUGGAAAUCAGGAUCCAGAUAGCUGUGUGGAGAAAUUGUUGCAAAGCUACACAACCGCUGCUGCCUGCGGAGUUGACUGUUUUGAAGCUCUGAUAACUGCAGCAUGGCUUCCUCUAAGCCUAUAGGCAAGUUCUGGGAAUGGGGCAAGAACAUCUUCUGCGUGGGGAGGAACUACACAGCCCAUGCCAAGGAGCUGAAGAAUGCUCUCCCCGCUGAGCCGCUCUUCUUCCUCAAGCCCUCCUCGGCCUACGUCAGGGAAGGCCAUCCCAUCAUCCAGCCUUACUAUUGCGAUAAGCUGCACCACGAGGUGGAGCUGGGCGUAGUGAUUGGGAAGAGAGCCCAGGCCGUCCCUCAGGAAGCCGCCAUGGGUCACGUGGCAGGCUACGCUCUCUGCCUGGACAUGACAGCCAGGGAUGUUCAGGAGGAGUGCAAGAAGAAAGGGCUUCCUUGGACUCUGGCCAAAGGAUUCAAUACCUCCUGUCCAGUGAGUGACUUUGUGCCCAAGGAGAAAGUCCCAGAUCCACAUCGGUUGAAGAUCUGGCUAAAGGUGAAUGGAGAGUUGCGGCAAGAAGGGAACACGUCGGGCAUGAUUUUCACCAUUCCGUACAUCAUCAGCUACAUCAGUGGAAUCGUCACCUUGGAAGAAGGAGAUAUCAUCUUAACGGGAACCCCCGAAGGAGUCUCUGCCGUGCAAGAGAAGGAUGAAAUAGAAGCCGGGAUUGAGGGGCUGCUGAGCAUACGCUUUCAGGUAGCGCGGCAGAAAAGCCGGCCCUGAUGCGUGGAAGUUCCUUUUCUCUGGAAGCAUCUAAGGCAGGUGCCUCCAACCUUGGCAACUUUAAGACUUGUGGACUUCAACUCCCAGAAUACUGGGAGUUGAAGUCCACAAGUCUUAAAGUUGCCAAGGUUGGAGAUCCCUGAUCUAAGGAGAUUCUCAGUCCUCCCGGUCACGGUUUGUCCCAAAGGUGCUUUUCCAAAAGGCAACUGGACUUCCUUGGUUUUUCCUUGAAGGUGUUUCACUCCGAAGAUGAAAAAGCACCUUUGGAGACUUUUCUCGGGAAGAAAAAAGAGGGUUUGUUGCUCACACAAAAGGCCAGAUUUCUUCCCUACCCUCCCACCUCCAAGAUGGAAAGUAGUAAUCUUUCAGAAGAGCUUUCAACGAUACGUCCUUCUCUCUCACAGAGUGCCACCACACAAUCUCUUGUGUACCAGAUACAGUGACUUUAUUUGCAAGAAUAUAGCAAUAUGCUGACAAACAUACACCAGUUGCCUACUUAAAGCAGAUAAACAGACCUUAAUACUGGAGUCCUUUUGUUAUGAUUUGCAGAUAAGAUAUCCUGGCUGUAUCCCUUUGGCAAGCUCAAGUUCAGGAGCUAUAUUGGUUGUCUAUUUCCUAUUUCUGGCUUGUUUGGAAAAGGCCAGCCUGUAACUAUAAAUAAAAAGCCUAUAUAUUUUUAAGACUGCAAAACACUUUAUAUCCUAUGGUUCUAAUCUACCUUCCUUAAAACCGUAACCAAGCAAUGAUGGAAUUUUGAGGCAAAUUGUAUUUUAUAUUAUGAGAUUCUUAAAAGCACUUUGAAAUGAA
Ahaetulla prasina is the source of this 1742-nucleotide messenger RNA. It is a transcript of the gene FAHD1, whose product is annotated as fumarylacetoacetate hydrolase domain containing 1. The transcript is spliced from 2 exons. Gene Ontology annotation, cellular component: mitochondrion. NCBI's taxonomy places the organism in Eukaryota, Metazoa, Chordata, Lepidosauria, Squamata, Colubridae. The record is from RefSeq and is a predicted model, not a curated record. The coding region runs from base 264 to 935 and encodes 223 amino acids. Gene Ontology annotation, molecular function: acetylpyruvate hydrolase activity.